AUGCCGUGGGUACCUCGUAAAAAAAUGCACCACUUCGUUACAGUCCUGUGUGUGGUACUAUUCCCAUUUAAAUCAUCAGGGGAUUUCGACGUUAGUGACGAAUAUACUUACUCAAUGAUUUGGGGUGCUGGUUCGAAUUCACAGUCAAGUGAUUCCACACCACUGCUAAUUAAAACCACAAACAACGAGACUUAUGCGUGUCAUCUCCCAGCCACAACCAGGAGUCAGAGAGUAGAAGAGGUUCAGGAUGCUGCCCUCCACCCGAGUGUUUUGUUGGACGACUUCUUCAAGGCAUAUCCGUGCAUAUUCAAAGUUGAGGGUUUUUGGACCUAUGAGUUGUGUCAUGAUAAGCACAUACGGCAGUUUCGGGCCGAGGGUGCGGGGCCGAAGUUGACACGGAUCGUUAAGGAAUUCUACCUCGGUCGCACUUCUGACUCGAAAAAACCCUUUGAAAAUGAUGAAAAGGCAAAUGAUGAUUCGGAAUCGAAGUCCAUUCAAAUCAAUGGCAGGGAUUUUUCCUACUAUUCCGUCGAUUAUGCCGACGGGACAGAAUGUGAUCUGACUGGUGCCCCCCGCAAGGCCUCGGUGUUGUACGUGUGCCUGGAGGAAUCCGAUGGAGAGUUGUUCCAAAUCAGUGAACUGGAGACCUGUGUCUAUCAGCUUAUUGUUUUUACGCGCCAUCUAUGCGCCUCGCCUCGUUACAACUCCCACAAAGUCUACUUGAAUCCUAUUACCUGUGUUCCGCUUGGGGAAAACACACCAGGAAAGCCGAGGGCUCUUCUUUCCCUAGAAAAGGAGAAGGAGGAGCUUGCAACUUUGGGUGAGAAUGAACACCUCGAGGGAAUUUUCGGCGCCCUAAGGGUGGAAAAGCUUAACAAUAGGGGCAACCUGAUCUACCGGGUCAGGACACUAGAUCCACUCGAGGCUGAUCAGGAGUCGGCGUCCGCGAACGAAGGAGUCAAGCAAGCUGACAUCCAGGGGGUGAUGGAAGGAGUCGAGAUGCUGCCCCAGUCGAAGUCUGGGCUACCGGUAGCUAGCCAGAAAGUGCUAAGCGAGCUGCGCCUUGCUCAACAGCGUGAACUGCAAUCCUUCCUAGGUGGUGAGACAUGCCUCACUGGGGGCGCUGGCUGGUGGCGACACGAGGUCUGCUACGGUGGCCGCAUCACUCAGUACCACGAGGACCCGGAGACCGGAGAAAGAACGGAAAUCGUCCUGGGUAAGUGGGACGAGGCUGCUCACUUGCACUGGGUGAAGCAGAGCUCCCUUCGCAAACCACAAGUCCCAGUGGACAAACGGUUCAAGCUCACGCAAUUCUACGAUAAUGGGGAUUUCUGUGAAGAGAUCAAGGCUCCACGAUCCGUCAGCUGUCAACGGAAGGUCAAUACCGUCGUACAGCUCUCUUUCUCCGAACCGUCCACCUGUCAGUAUUCGAUCAGUCUGGAGAGCCCAUUGUUCUGUGAUCUUUUGAAACGAGUUGACGAUAACGGUCUCCUUCCUCCUGAGAUUGUGGUAUAG
Molecule: messenger RNA, 1515 nt
Organism: Echinococcus granulosus
Lineage: Eukaryota; Metazoa; Platyhelminthes; Cestoda; Cyclophyllidea; Taeniidae
Product: Endoplasmic reticulum lectin
Exons: 11
Coding region: 1-1515 (504 amino acids)
Biological process (GO): retrograde protein transport, ER to cytosol; endoplasmic reticulum unfolded protein response
Cellular component (GO): endoplasmic reticulum lumen
Source: RefSeq, a predicted model, not a curated record